This is a messenger RNA of Xyrauchen texanus (razorback sucker), 1729 nucleotides long. RefSeq names its product protein FAM181A-like. NCBI's taxonomy places the organism in Eukaryota, Metazoa, Chordata, Actinopteri, Cypriniformes, Catostomidae. The record is from RefSeq and is a predicted model, not a curated record. The transcript has a single exon. Bases 179 to 973 code for a protein of 264 amino acids.
AUUGUAGAUGCCAGGCAAGCUGAACAUCAUUUCAAGAGCUUCUCUCUGCAAAUAUGGAAAAGAGGUGCUUCAUGAGACUUGAAAUACUCUUUUUUUUACAAUUUUACUCUAAAAAUGGAUGAAAGACCUUCACAGUAAUGUAAAUGCACCUCUUUAAAAGACAGAGGGAGGUGACGAUAUGGCAAACUCUGACAGUGAGGUGAAAACACUUCUGAACUUUGUAAAUUUGGCUUCGAGCGACAUCAAGGCAGCACUUGACAGAUCGGCACCCUGCAGAAGAUCUGUAGACCACCGAAAGUACCUGCAGAAACAACUGAAGCGAUUCUCACAGAAAUACUCCAAGAUUCCUCGCUGCCAUUCACACAGGACCAAUGACUCUUUGACUUUUACGAAAACACCAGAGGACAAAGCUGCUGCGUUCAAGCAUGAGGGGAUUCAGGGAAACUUACGUCAAAGAGAGUUAAACUUUGUAGAGGAACAUUUACAUUUGGAUUUGAACCCAAACACGGAGGAUAAAGAGUGGUCAGGUCAGGUGCCCAUGCGCAAACGGCAGCUUCCUGCAUCUUUCUGGAAAGAGCCACAAUCUUCACUGGGCAGCCGAGAGUGUUGGGAGCAUUUUCUUAAAAACAAUACUAAUGGAACCGGCAGAGUGCCAGCCACGAACGGCGAGAAAAGAAAAAUGAUUAGUGACGACUUGAGCCCAAACCAGUUUGGUGAUGUGGAUCCAUUGAGGAGUGUGAUGUGCACAUGCUGCCCUCUUCAGUUCCACGGGAAUCAUGCACGUCAUGGCUGCUUUAUUAUCCCUUGCCUGAAUGCGGCAGCAUUCCGGAACAAAACGACUGAGAGGAAUAUCGAAAUAUCGCACAACAUUAUUGACGGGCUUCACAAUAACAUCUCACAUGUGGUUGUCAAGCCAAUUCCCACUAAACCAGCCAUUUCCCCCUCCAUUUUCAGUGUGUUUGGGUUUAUCUAGUGUUUAUGUCAGAUAGUGGACUACUAACUCCAAAACUCUGUCAUUAUGAUUGUAUCAUGCUCACAUUAAUGGACUGUUUUUGAUGUUUUAGGUUAUUACUUGCAUGUUCCGUAAUUGAAUGGGAAGAAUUUAAUUAGCGAUCACUUUGAAGCACUUCAAAUAGAAAUGUAGCAACAGUGACGUGCAUUACGAGGAUGUGAUUUAGAUUUUCUAUGGGCUUUUGUGAAGAUAAUACUCUUUUAGACAGUGAGUUGAGUUUCUAUGAUCACUUAAACGGGCUUUCAACGGGAUAUUUUCGUGCAAGAAAGAACAAGUAGGAAUUUCAAGACACUAUAAUAUGAUGUUAUGGUUUUACUGCAGUUUUGACGAAACAUUUGCGUCAAACUCUUUUGAUCUUCCUAACAACAGAUGCAAUCACCUUCUGUCAGACUGUCUUUUGUGCAUUUAUAUAGCUUAAGUAGCCUUUUUAUUUAACAAAUUGAAAGUCACAUUCCGUGUUCCAUCAUAGUUCAAACAGAAAUCUGAAAUAUGGCAAUACCUAUAUGCUAAACACAUAUAUGAAAUAUAUUUACAUAUAUUGUUUUCACUGAUAUAAAAAAAGUCACAUACAUGUACGUUACAUACUAUAUUUCAAAAUACUACUAAAACUGUCAUUUUCAUUCAUGUAACCUUUUCCCAAAUAUAAGUGGAAUUUUUAUAAAUGUAUGCUCAAAUAUUUGAACUGUAAUUUUUGUUCAUAUAUGGCCAUAUAUUAGA